AUGGAUGCACCGCUGGAUGAGCUAGAAGUGACAACGUCCAAUGAGCACUACCAAGUGUACGACCCCGCCGUAUUCCUACCUGCAAGCUUGGAAGAGGUGGAAACAGUGAAAAUUUUGCGAUUCAAGCCUGAUGUUGAAAUGGCUGCCCCCGAUGACCUGUACGAGCGCAACGACAAAAGUACGAAGACACAACUGUUACCGGAGUAUCGCCACCUAUUUGUACACUCAGCCUCGUCCAGUUUCUUGCGUACGUGCCUCUCUACUUCUGGAAGCAAGUCGUUCUGGAGACAAAUCUCUAUGCUACCAUCGGUGUUUGAGUUUUCGUGCGGACCCUGGAACGUCUAUGGAAAGUGA
This is a messenger RNA of Phytophthora nicotianae INRA-310, 354 nucleotides long. RefSeq lists its product as hypothetical. The transcript has a single exon. Bases 1 to 354 code for a protein of 117 amino acids. NCBI's taxonomy places the organism in Eukaryota, Oomycota, Peronosporomycetes, Peronosporales, Peronosporaceae. The record is from RefSeq and is a predicted model, not a curated record.